UGUUUAACUCAUUCUAGUGGGGAACUUGGUUGGGUUCGCAAAGACUCUGCGAGAAGAAAGCUUGUGGAGGACUGGGCUUCAGAACCUUACACGAGGUGAAUAUUGCCUUCCUUGGUAAACAAAUUUGGAGAAUGCUUAAUGAGCCAUAUAUUCUUAUGUCCCGAGUCUAUAAGGCUCGUUAUUUCCCAACUACUAUUGUUUUAGAAGCCACUUUGGGUCAUAGCCCAAGCUUCAUAUGGCGUAGUGUGAUAUCAACUCAACAGAUGGUUAGAAGAUUUCAGUUUGGGCAGAUUCUUGGCUGCCAGAUUCUAAUAAUGCCUAUGUAACGACUGAUCGAGAUAAUGCAAAUGUUAAUAUCAAUGGGAUUCAGAGUUAGUCGGGCAUCUCUUUGAUGAGUGUGAUAGAGAACUUAUUUUAUCUCUACCUCUAAGUUAUAGGAGAACUGAAGACAGAGUUUGGAGACAUGACAAAAAAAGGUCGAUAUACAGUCAAGAGUGGGCAUGAGUGCCUUUCUAAUCAACAGGUUCAUAUGGGUUCAAAUGUGGUUGCAUGUAGCUGGAAGCAGCUUUGGUCCAUGAAGAUCCCUCCGAAGAUAAAGAGUUUCUUAUGGCGAGUUGUUAGAGACUGUUUACCGAUAAGAAGACAACCUUAUAAAGAGGAAGAUAGAAGUGGAUGUUGUUUGCCAAGUUUUGUGGUCUUUGCAAUGAAACUACUUUUCAUGUGGCUGUUACUUGUUCUUUCCCAAAGCACGCUUGGCAGCUUUCUGGUGUGGGCUUUAUUUGUAGUAGUUUGAUUAAUGUGGGAAAAUGGUUAAGUUUAGUCUUUGCUAAUAUGUCUCCAGAACAGUGUGUAAUUGGAACUUGUGGAACAAUUGAAAUCAAAUUGUUUGGCAGCAGAGAUUUUUUACCAUUCAACGCGUUAUAAGCUCGGGUGACUCUCUUGUGUCUCAAUAACAGCUUGCCAACGUAGCUAAUAAGCAAACGUUGGACUAAACCAGCGUUGGGUUGGUACAAAUGCAACUUUAAUGCUGCGGUAUUUGCUCGUCAACAACGACUGCUGAGCUUUGGUUCUAUCAUUCGGGACUCCAAUGGUCAAUUUGUGGCUGCUAAAAAUGGUAUAUUUGCUGGUCCCUCAAAUCCUGCAUUGGCGAAAGUAAUGAGUUUUAGAGAAACUCUUAGUUGGGUUUUGAUUCUGUGGGAUUUGAGUCUGAUUGUCAAUCAUCAGUGAAUGGUUUCUUUGGAUCUUAUAUUGAUUUUUCAGAUUUUGGUCUUGUUUUGGAUGACUGCAAAUUUCUUUUUUCAAGAGCUUAGUCAUGCACAUCUGGUGUUUGUGAAAACUGCUCAUUGUUUGGCGAGGGCGGCUGUUUCUAUGUCUGGCCAGUGCGAGUGGCUUAGCAAACCUCCUCGUAGAAAGUACACCGGAAAAAACAGCUAACAGCAGAAAGAAAAAGCAUUAUUAUGGCUAAAGUAGCAGCAACUCUCACUCUUUCUCUCUUCAUCUUGUACUUCAUUUCAGGUGGUAACUCGGCGACUGCUAAUAAUUAUGAACAGAAAACUUGGUGCGUAGCAAAGCCAUCAUCGGACCAAGCAACUUUACUUGCAAAUAUUAAUUAUGCAUGCUCUCAAGUUGAUUGCCGGAUUCUGCAAAAGGGUUGCCCUUGUUUCAGUCCAGAUAAUCUCAUGAAUCAUGCCUCCAUUGCUAUGAACAUGUACUACCAAUCCAGAGGAAGGAACAGAUGGAAUUGUGAUUUCAGGAACUCUGGUCUUAUUGUUAUGACUGAUCCGAGUUAUGGUAAUUGCAUCUACGCCUGAUGCUUGGUACAAAGAAAGGAUUGUUAGUCCAUGAGAAGUCAAAGUUAUAUUCCUUUUAAUUUUUGUGAAUUUGUCUUGUAAUUCUCUCUGAAUUAUUAAUGAUCAGUGGUUAUAUAUUGCUUUAAAAAAAAUAGUGGAGUCGAUUUAAUUUUUAAU
Ricinus communis (castor bean) is the source of this 1967-nucleotide messenger RNA. RefSeq names its product glucan endo-1,3-beta-glucosidase. The record is from RefSeq and is a predicted model, not a curated record. Lineage: Eukaryota; Viridiplantae; Streptophyta; Magnoliopsida; Malpighiales; Euphorbiaceae. The transcript has 5 exons. The coding region runs from base 1458 to 1811 and encodes 117 amino acids.